Messenger RNA from Camellia sinensis, 1084 nucleotides. The record is from RefSeq and is a predicted model, not a curated record. Lineage: Eukaryota; Viridiplantae; Streptophyta; Magnoliopsida; Ericales; Theaceae.
CACUAGAAACAUCUAUAUAAAUAGCUUGUUUUGGUUUCUUGAUGCCAAACCAUCCAAACAUUAUUACACAAAAAAAAUACAGUUAAGUAAAGAUUAUUCUUUUUGCUUUCCAUGCAUAUGGAAUCCUCAUUAUUCUCUAUUGAAACUCUGGUUAAGAAGAUCAAAGAAGAGAUGUUCACAAACUUUGAUCUUUACUCAUUUGUUUCCAAAUCUGCUUAUGACACAGCAUGGUUAGCCAUGAUUCCAAGCACUCAACACUGUGAUCAUCCCAUGUUUAAGGGUUGCUUGGAUUGGAUACUAAACAACCAGAAAGAAGAAGGGUUUUGGGGAGAGCUCGAUAGCAAUGGUGUUCCCACUAUUGAUAGCCUUCCUGCAACACUUGCUUGCAUGGUUGCACUGAAAAUGUGGAAUGUUGGAGAUACAAAUAUAACGAAAGGGUUGGCAUUUGUUCAUGAAAAUGCAGAGAUGCUUCUUAGAGAAAUACAACACAAUCUUCCUCGUUGGUUUGCUAUUGUUUUUCCAGCAAUGGUGGAACUUGCCCAAGAAACAGGUUUUGAUGUUGCUGACAAUCUAAAUGGAGUAUUGUCCCAUGUCUUCUACAAGAGGCAACAAAUUCUUAAAAUGGACGGGCUUGUAGAUAAUUAUCACUAUCGUCCAUUAUUGUCAUAUCUAGAGGCAUUGCCAUCAACAAGUGAUAUUGAUCGGCAAGUAAUUGUGAAGCAGUUGAGCGAAGAUGGCUCUUUAUUCCAAUCACCCUCUGCCACAGCUUAUGCAUUUGUGGCUACAAAAGAUAGAAAGUGCAAGGAGUACCUACAAUCUCUUGUUCGAAGAUGUCCUCAUGGAGUUCCACCAAUGUAUCCCAUGGAUGAAGAGAUCGUAAAGCUUUGCUUGGUAAAUCAAAUAUUAGUGUUAGGAUUGGCCGAGUAUUUUAAGGAAGAGAUUGAAGAUAUUCUUUCAAAUGUUUUUAGGUCUUACAAGAAGCAAGGGUUACAAGGGACUAAUCUUAAUUUCAUACCAGCAAAGAUAUACAAAGAUUCUUUAGCAUUUCGGCUCUUACGGAUGCAUGGGUAUAAUGUAACUCCAU